This is a messenger RNA of Benincasa hispida (wax gourd), 2096 nucleotides long. Its product is annotated as myb family transcription factor EFM. Gene Ontology annotation, molecular function: DNA binding; DNA-binding transcription factor activity. The record is from RefSeq and is a predicted model, not a curated record. Gene Ontology annotation, biological process: regulation of DNA-templated transcription. Lineage: Eukaryota; Viridiplantae; Streptophyta; Magnoliopsida; Cucurbitales; Cucurbitaceae.
UCAGACUCUCUUGAUUCCUUCUAUCAAAUUAAAAGCAUUAAAUUUUUUUUUUCUUCUCCUCUUUUUAGCUUUCUUCUUUAGUUAUUUUUGCCUUUUUUCUUUGCAAGAAGUUACUCUUCUUCUUUAUCCCCUUUGCUUUGCUUUUUUUCCUCUCUCUUUCACCCUUUAUUCCCCUCUUGAUCCUUUGUUAUGUGUUCAUAAAACAAUAUUUUUCUUUCACUUCUUUGAACCCUAGCCCUUUGGUUUUUCUCUUGUUUGUGAUUUCACAUGAAAUUUUAAGUUAUAAGGAAGAGAAAAAGAUGCCAUCUCCUCCUGAAUUGAGCCUUGAUUGUAAGCCUCAUAGCUAUUCUAUGUUGUUGAAAUCUUUUGUUUCAGAUCAUCAAGUGGCAGCUACUACUAACAAUACUCAAGAUCAACAUCAUCAAGAUCAUCAUCAUUCUUCACAAAACCAACUUGAAGAUUUGCUCUCUCGUCUUGAAGCUGAAAGACUCAAAAUUGAUGCUUUCAAACGUGAACUUCCUCUUUGCAUGCAACUUUUAACCAAUGCUUUGGAGACAUCAAGACAACAACUACAAGGGUGCAGAGUAAAUAGCAAUAAUAUUGAUGAUCAAGAAAAUGGUCAAAAACCAAUUCUUGAAGAGUUCAUUCCACUCAAACAAACAACCUCAGAAGGCUCAGAAAGCUUAUCAAACAUUUCUGAUAAGGCAAAUUGGAUGACAUCAGCUCAACUUUGGAGCCAAACAACAACAACAAAUAAUUUAACAAAUGAUGAAACAAAACCACAUCUUCCAAUUGAUCGUCAUCAUCAAAUUGGAUUAAUCCCAAAGCUUCAAAGAAACAACAACCACCACCACCAUAACAAUGGUGGAGCUUUUCUUCCAUUUUCAAAAGAUAGAAUUUUGCAAAAUUCUACUUCUUCUUCUCAUCUUCCCGAUUUAGCCCUCGCCGCUACCUCCACCAUCGCCACCGCCGCCAACUUUGGUGAUAAUGAUGGAAAUAAGUGUGGAAAUUCCAAUCACCACCAGCAGGAAAAUGGUAACUUGGUUACCGGAAAAGUGAAUUUGGGCGGUGAGGGACAAAUUAUUACAAGUAGUAGCAAUAAUAAUAGUAAUAAUAAUUCUACGGUGGUGGCUAAUAAUAAUAAUACUACCAACUCAACAAAUCAGACUCACCGGAAAGCUAGACGGUGCUGGUCGCCGGAUUUGCACCGGCGGUUCGUCAAUGCUCUUCAGAUGCUUGGUGGUUCACAAGUUGCCACCCCAAAGCAAAUCAGGGAACUGAUGAAGGUUGACGGUUUGACCAAUGAUGAGGUUAAAAGCCAUCUCCAGAAAUAUAGGCUGCACACAAGACGACCCAGUCCAAGUCCACAAGCGGCCGGAGCUCCGGCGCCGCAGCUGGUAGUCUUAGGAGGCAUCUGGGUUCCACCGGAGUACGCCACGGCGGCCGCUGCUGCCGCGCAUGGCGGAGCACAGGCCCUCUAUGGACCACACCCAACAACCUACUGUGCACCACCGGUGCACCAAGAUUUCUAUCCACCGCCGCCGCUGCCGCACCACCAGCUCCACCAUCAACACGCGCUACACCAGCAGCUACACAUGUAUAAGGCCGUCGCCACUGCUCAGGCCCACAGCUCGCCGGAAUCAGACGGCCGAGGAAAUGGCGACCGGUCGGAGAGUAUCGAGGAUGGCGGGAAGUCGGAGAGUGGCAGCUGGAAGGUGGAGAGCGGCGGAGAGAAUAAUGGCGGCGGCGGAGAGAGAAAGGGAAACUUGGCGGCGCUGAGGCAAGAGACCGGAGACGAGAGCAAUGGGAGUGAAAUUACACUCAAGUUCUGAGGCUAAUUAAGUAAUUAAUUAUAAUGUGAUUAGGGGUUUAGACUAAUUAAUUUUAAGAGCUAGGUUAUUAUAUAUAUAAUAGAGAGAGAGUUUUUUUUUUUUUUCCUUUUUUUUAAUUUUAUGUCAUUUUAAUUUCUAAUUAAUUCUUAUUAACUUUUGAACCAAAAAAAUAUUUGAUGAUGGUGAAGAAAGUGUAAAAGGAGGGCAUAUAAUAUAAAAAUAAAAGUGCCCAAGUGUUUGUUUGUUUUCUUUUUUGAUCCUAAA